CAUUAGCCAUUGCUAUUAUUACGCUCACAGCUGUAUUUACUAGCAGACCCAGCAGCUGGACCUUCACGUUGUAUUUGCGUUCUCUGCUGUUUUGACAGUCGAUAGAAGAAGAAAACACCUAAGCAACCAACUUCACUUUUUCUGAAUUUGACCUGCGCAGGCCCUAAUACAGUAAUCACUAUUUGAAAUGUCGCAAGCUGAAAAAAUUGAUGUUUCUGGAGAUGGUGGAGUAUUGAAAGAAAUUUUGAGGGAAGGACGCGGAACAGAACGCCCAAUAAUUGGUUGCACGGUUUUCUUGCACUAUACUGGAAAAUUGCUUGAUGGUACCGUAUUUGAUACGACUAUAGGACGCUACCCGUUUGAGUUUGAUUUGGGAAAGGACCAAGUGAUAAAGGCUUUCGAUGUGGCAGUGGUUACAAUGAAAGUAACAGAGAAGUGUUUAUUGACUUGUGCCCCUGAAUAUGCGUAUGGUGCCACUGGUAGCCCACCAAUCAUUGCACCAAAUACCACACUACUAUUUGAGCUGGAAAUGCUCGGUUGGAAAGGUGAAGAUAUAAGCCCAAAUGGAGAUGAAUCCAUUGAAAGAUUUAUUUUAGAACGUAGUGACAGGAAACGAUCACCUGUGGCAGGUGCCUUGGUUAAAGUUAAUCUAAUUGGAAAAUAUAAAGGAAAAACUUUUGAACAGCGCGAUGUUGAGUUUGAAUUCGGCGAAGGUUGUGAUUGUGGGGUUAUAGAAGGAGUUGAAAUUGCACUGGAAAAAAUGUCUGUUGGAGAAACUUCAAAAUUAAAAAUUCGUAGUAAAUAUGCUUUCGGAAAUAAAGGAAACGAAGAUUUCAACAUUCCACCAAAUUCUAAAGUUGAGUACAUUGUAAAACUUAUUGAUUGUGCAAAGGGUAUCGAGGAGUGGAAGUUGACAGAACAGGAGAAACUAGAACAUGCCGCGUUGUAUAAGAUAAAGGGAACAAAGUACUUCUCGAAGCAAAGUUAUGUUUUAGCAUUAAAAAUGUAUAAAAAGUGCGCCGAUUUUAUUUCGGAUGUUGAUAAUGAUGAAUCUAAAAAACUGAAAAUUGCAGCAAAUAGCAAUAUUGCUUUAUGUUAUCAGAAAACCAAUGAUCACUUUGAAGGGAAGCAGGCGUGCAUUGAAGCGUUAAAACUAGAUCCCUUAAAUAUUAAAGCACUUUAUCGUCGAGGACAAUGUAAUUUAGCUACUAAUGAGUUUACAGAGGCUCUGGAAGAUUUCAGAAAGGUUAUGGAAUUGGAGCCAACAAACAAAGCUGCCAUGAAUCAAAUAAAAAUAUGUAAACAACGUAUUAAGGAAGAAAAUGACAAAGAAAAACAAAUUUAUGCAAAUAUGUUCAAGAAAUUAUCUGCCGCUGAUAAAGAGCCAACUCCAAGUACCGAGCCUGACGUUUUAACUAAAUGUGGCGAAUGGACAGAUGAAGAUGCCAAGCGUGAAGUCGACCUGGCUUUCGAAAGAGAUAAUAAUAUUGUUAUGAUCUAAUUCUAUUACUACAUAUUCUAAAAACAAUUAUUGUAGUUAAAUAAACAUAAAAAUUAAUUAGUGAAGAUA
Molecule: messenger RNA, 1570 nt
Organism: Ceratitis capitata (Mediterranean fruit fly)
Lineage: Eukaryota; Metazoa; Arthropoda; Insecta; Diptera; Tephritidae
Gene: Fkbp59
Product: FK506-binding protein 59
Exons: 11
Coding region: 188-1501 (437 amino acids)
Molecular function (GO): protein binding; peptidyl-prolyl cis-trans isomerase activity
Source: RefSeq, a predicted model, not a curated record